AUGCUGAAGGAACUGGCUGUCAGCCUAUUGCUGGUCACUACGGUAGUCUCAUAUUCGGUCAGAUCGGAAGGAGUCGAGCAUCACAGACGAGGUCGACCAGAAAAUGAGCAAGUCGAAAAGGGGAUCGACGAGUUUCAAGAAAAUGAUGAACUGCUGCCAUUGAAUCUUCUCAAUAAUGAUGAUCCAAUUGAAGAUGAAGAAUCCAUCUCGCAUCCAAUCAUUUUAAACGACGAGAUUUUAAAUGAAGUCGUCGGAAAGGAUGAGUUCGAUCUAUUUGAAAUCAAUAAGAAUUCGAACCUGCACGAACAUCUCAUCGAAGGAGACAUUCUCGUGAAAGAGAAUGAGAACUCUCGACGAAAGCGGCAGAUCACAAAAGCGGAAGCGGCGUGGCCAAACCAAACUGCGUUUUAUGAGAUAUACAAUAUCACACAAAAACAACUCGACACUUUCAACAAAGCAUUCAAGUUUAUUGGAGAUAAAACAUGUGUGAAAUUUGUCGAAAAACCAAGUGCACCUCAUCGAAUUGUGAUAUUGAACGGCCAAGGCUGUUAUUCGUAUUUCGGCUCUGCUGUUCACGAAUUGAUGCAUGCGUUGGGAAUCGAGCAUACCAUGAGCAGAUAUGAUCGAAAUAACUACGUUAAAAUUGAUCCUCAACGUUUUUCCGGAGCAGGCGCUUAUAAUUAUCGAAUUACAACUCCAAAGGAAACAUUCAAUGCAGUGCCGUAUGAAUAUCAAAGUGCCCUUCAUUAUUCUCAUGGAUAUGGCGCAAUAACGGCGCUGGAUGAAGAAUACGCGUAUGGAAUGGGCAAUCGAAUGGUCACCUUUUAUGAUAUCCAAAAUAUCAAUGAUGCUUAUAGAUGCUUCUGUGCAAAAUCGAAUACGAAAUGCGCGCAUGGAGGAUAUUGGAAUCCGAAUGGAUGCUCGACUUGCUUAUGUCCUGAAGGAUACGGAGGAGAUUAUUGCGAUGAGCUUGCUCCUGAAGACACAACUAUCCAAGUUGACGUCGUAUAUGUCGAUAAUUUGGGUUGCCAAUAUGGAUGCAAUAUCAAUGGAAUCGAAAUCAAAUAUCUUGCUGAUCCAAGAAUAUCGAAUCCAAAACGAUGCUGCGUAAAACAAUUUCCUAAAAAUCCGAUCGAAUCGAAAUUGAAUCCAACUCCGAUUAUUUUAUACUCUCGGAAAUCAACUCAAAUGGCGACAAUCAAAUAUCGUUAUGUGGACACUCCGAGUGUAGGAACAGAAACGAAGAAGAAUGGAUAUGAUUCUUAUGAAUAUCGUUUCUAA
Caenorhabditis bovis is the source of this 1281-nucleotide messenger RNA. NCBI's taxonomy places the organism in Eukaryota, Metazoa, Nematoda, Chromadorea, Rhabditida, Rhabditidae. The record is from the annotation of a GenBank genome assembly.